GCGGGCCGGGCCGGCGGCAUAUUCGCAUAUUCCUCACUUCUCUGGUGAAGAAUGGGAGAGAUAGAAGGAACGUACAGAGUCCUGCAGACCCCUGGGAGCCGCCUGGGUGCACAGACAGCUACGGGAGUGAGCACCCUCGAGCCCGGGCAGGCUCCCUCGGUGGCGACGGCAGGGCCACCAGGCAGGAUGCAGACGCACCUGCACAUGAGAGUGAAGCUGCUGGACGACACCGUGGAAGUGUUUGCCAUUGAGCCGAAAUCGGAUGGCCAGGUAUUACUGACACAAGUGUGGAAGCGUCUGAAUCUGAUGGAGUACGACUACUUCGGGCUGGAGUUCCAGAAUGUUCCAUCCUUCUGGAUUUGGCUCGAACCUAUAAAACCCAUCAUGAGGCAAGUACGAAGGCCCAAGAAUGCGAUGCUUCGCCUAGCGGUGAAAUUUUUUCCGCCUGAUCCAGGUCAGCUGCAAGAAGAAUAUACACGGUACCUGUUUGCCCUGCAACUUAAGAGAGACCUCCUGGAAGAGCGUCUGAGCUGCACAGACACCACAGCGGCCCUCCUCACGUCCCACCUCCUGCAGUCGGAAAUCGGAGAUUAUGAUGAAGCCCUGGAUCGCGAGCACCUGCAAGUUCACACGUACUUGCCCCAUCAGGAGCGUUCUCUGGAGAAGAUACUAGAAUUCCAUCGGAAGCACAUGGGCCAGACGCCUGCUGAGUCCGAUUUCCAGGUGCUCGAAGUUGCCCGAAAGUUGGAAAUGUACGGCAUCAGGUUUCACAAGGCUUCCGACAGGGAGGGGGCCAAGAUUAACCUGGCCGUUUCCCAUAUGGGUGUCCUCGUGUUCCAGAGCACCACCAAAAUUAAUACCUUCAACUGGUCCAGGGUCCGCAAACUCAGCUUCAAGAGGAAAAGAUUUCUAAUCAAACUCCACCCAGAGGUCCAUGGACCUUACCAGGACACACUGGAAUUCUUGUUGGGUAGUAGAGAUGAAUGUAAGAACUUCUGGAAGAUUUGUGUGGAGUAUCACACCUUUUUUAGACUUUUUGAUCAACCUAAGCCAAAAGCUAAAGCCGUCUUCUUCAGCAGGGGCUCCUCCUUCCGAUACAGUGGAAGAACUCAGAAACAACUGGUAGAUUGUGUCAAAGUCGGCGGGAUGAAAAGAAUCCCAUAUGAAAGAAGACACAGCAAGACUCGGAUGUCCGUCCGGACUCUGACUGCAGACUUGCCAAAGCAGAGCAUCUCAUUCACCGAGGGCAUGAGGACUUUUUCGUCCCCAUCUUCAGCAAACACCUCCUUCUACUCGGUCCCCGCCUCCCCUCUGGCCCCUCCUGGCCUGCCUGAUUUCAAGGACAGCAGCGGCUCCAUAGCAGGGCCCCAGGCUCCCCAUGUCAAGAGGCCGGCCGCAGAGAGGAACAGCGGAGCCCUGGAAGCCCCCGACUCGACACCGACCCAGCUCCCCGGGCACCCUGCGCUCCAGUCUUGUCAAGGCUUUUCUAUGGACAGUCCUCAGCCUUCUCCGUCCACCUGGAAGAGCCCACUGAGCCUGAGUCCUGCAUUUCAGGUGACUCUGGGCCCAGCUGAGCAGGGCUGGUCCCCACUCCUGAGCCCUGUCCUCAGCGAUGCUGGCGGAGCCAAGAUGGACGAUGAGGAGCCCAAGUACAAGUGCACGGGAGCGGAUGAGGCCUAUUUUAUAGCAAAGGAGAUUCUCGCUACAGAACGAACAUACCUGAAGGAUUUAGAAGUUAUUACCGUGUGGUUCCGCAGUGCAGUGGUCAAGGAGGACGCCAUGCCAGCAGACCUGAUGACCCUGGUCUUCUCCAACAUAGACCCUAUCUACGAGUUCCACAGAGGCUUCCUGCAUGAGGUGGAGCAGCGGCUAGCACUCUGGGAAGGACCUUCCAAUACCCAUGCCACAGACAGUCAUCAGCGAAUCGGGGACGUCCUACUCAGGAACAUGCAUCAGUUAAAGCAGUUUACCAGCUACUUCCAAAGGCACGACCAGGUCCUGACAGAACUGGAAAAGGCAACCAAGCGCUUCAGGAAGCUGGAGGCAGUGUACAGAGAGUUCGAGCUCCAGAAAGUCUGCUACUUGCCUCUCAACACGUUCCUGCUGAAGCCGGUCCAGCGGCUGGUGCACUACCGCCUGCUGCUGAGCCGGCUGUGUGGGUACUACGCCCCCAGGCACCAUGACUACGCCGACUGCCACGAUGCCCUCAAGGUCAUCACAGAGGUGACCUCCACUCUCCAACACAGCCUCGUCCGGCUGGAGAACCUCCAGAAGCUGACAGAGCUGCAGCGGGACUUGGUCGGCAUAGAGAACCUCAUCACUCCAGGCAGGGAAUUCAUCCGCGAGGGCUGCCUUCACAAGCUCACCAAGAAGGGCCUGCAGCAGAGGAUGUUCUUCCUGUUCUCAGAUAUGUUGCUGUACACAAGCAGAGGUGUCUCGGGGACCAGCCACUUCCGGAUCCGAGGCCUCCUUCCACUCCGCGGCAUGCUGCUAAUAGUGCUGGACCCACCGGUAGAAGAAAGCGAGAACGAGUGGUCUGUUCCGCACUGUUUCACCAUUUAUGCAGCUCAGAAAACAAUUGUGGUGGCAGCCAGCACUCGGCUGGAGAAGGGGAAGUGGGUGCACGACCUGAACACCGCAAUCGAAGCGGCCAAGGGCGGCAGUGACAUGACCCCGGCGCUGCCCAGCAACGUGGUGUGCGCUCCUGCCCGCAGAUCCUCCGACGAGGCCUCUGUGGAGCAAGAGUCAGAAGACGAUGCUCGCGGCCCCCACGGCUCCUCGGAAGCGCAGGGCCAGCUCCGGGGCAACACCACGGUGCACGUGUGCUGGUACCGCAACACCAGUGUGUCCAGAGCUGACCACAGUGCUGCCGUCAAGAACCAGCUUUCAGGUUAUCUGUUGAGAAAAUUCAAAAACAGUAAUGGCUGGCAGAAGCUCUGGGUGGUUUUCACCAAUUUCUGUUUGUUCUUCUACAAAACUCACCAGGACGACUACCCUCUGGCCAGCCUCCCACUGCUGGGCUACAGCGUGAGUGUCCCUGGGGAGGCCGACGGUAUCCACAAGGAGCACGUCUUCAAACUGCAGUUCAGGUCCCACGUCUACUUCUUCCGAGCUGAGAGCAAGUACACGUGUGGGAGGUGGAUGGAGGUGAUUGAGAGAGCCAGCAGCUCGCCCGGGAGGGCCGGGCCCCCCGAGGAGGAGGCAUGAAGCCCAUCCUGCCCAACGAGGGAGCAGAGCGGGUCAGCACAUGCCCGACUACUUGUCCUGUCUUCCCAACAACAGACCAGGGUGGUCCUCACAGUGACAUCUGGGGGGGCAUCGAUCCCCUCGAGACCCAGUUCAGUCCCUGGGCAGAACAUGCACGCAAGUGGAGCCGCAGGCCCAGCUCCUGUGUGGUGACCUAAGGUGGCAGUCCCCGGCCCUCUUCUCCUCCAGAGCAGGGUCCCGCUGGGGACUGGCUCCGCCUCAGCUGACAUGUGCUGCGCUCAGGCCCAGCUGGCCUUUCCUUCCUCAGUCUCAGUCAACCAGGGGCAGAGCACAGGCCUCAAGACCAGCAGCCAGGCUGGUGUCCACCCACACACCUCUGGAGAGGUAGAAACCGAAGUUCCCACGUGACCCUGGGAGCACGAGGGCCUGAGUCUCAGCACCCGUGUUUCGUAACAAGUGCAAGCCCACGUGUGCGCUGUUCAUGCAGACGUGUGGCUAAAAAUAAAGGGCAUCUCCCCGCGCCUGCAUACCACCCUGUUCAGUC
Messenger RNA from Hipposideros armiger (great roundleaf bat), 3751 nucleotides. RefSeq names its product FERM, ARH/RhoGEF and pleckstrin domain protein 2 (gene FARP2). Gene Ontology annotation, molecular function: guanyl-nucleotide exchange factor activity; cytoskeletal protein binding. Gene Ontology annotation, cellular component: cytoskeleton. Bases 52 to 3207 code for a protein of 1051 amino acids. Lineage: Eukaryota; Metazoa; Chordata; Mammalia; Chiroptera; Hipposideridae. The transcript is spliced from 28 exons. The record is from RefSeq and is a predicted model, not a curated record.